CCGGAUCCAGGAUCCAAGGGGUUGACUCGACGCCGCUCAUGCGCUGAGGCAGGAGAUCUGAAACCUACAAACAGCCAUCGGUUAGCAAACGUAGUCCUCCGGUUUUAAAGACGAAACCAUGGUGUCUGCUACGGUGCUCUUUCUUUUAACUGUCGGUUCUGUCUGUGGAGAAGCUGCAGCAGAAAGGAAACUAGUAUAUGUGACUGUGUUGUUUCGGCAUGGUGACAGGUCUCCAGUCAAAGCCUACCCUACCGACCCACACCAAGAGAGCGACUGGCCACAAGGGUUUGGACAGCUAUCACAGACGGGGAUGCGGCAGCACUUUGGUCUGGGCCAGUUUCUGAGGAAUCGGUACAAAGGAUUCCUUAACGAAUCCUAUGAGAGACACGAGAUCUCCGUUCGCAGCACAGACUACGAUCGGACCCUGAUGAGCGCCGAGGCCAACCUCGCAGGUCUCUACCCGCCCACUGGUCAGCAGGUCUUUGAAGAAAACUUGCAGUGGCAGCCAAUACCUGUACACACGGUGCCACAAAGUGAAGAGAGGCUACUCUCUUAUCCUUUGGGUGACUGUCCUCGCUACAAACAGCUGAUGAACGAAACUGAACACACGGCGGAAUUUAUUAACGUCACCAAUACAUACCAGGACAUUAUAGACCUGGUGAGGAAUAAAACCGGACUGAAUAAGACUAAUGUGGAAUCAGUCUGGAACGUGUACGACACACUCUUCUGUGAGUCCCGUCACAACAUGUCCGCUCCUGACUGGGUGACUCCUGAUGUCAUGGAGAAGCUCCGAGUACUCAAAGACUUUAGUUUUCAGGUUAUGUUUGGGGUCUACAAACAACAAGAGAAGAGCCGGCUGCAGGGAGGUAUCCUGCUGGAUGAAAUAGUAAAGAAUCUUUCCAAGAUGUCCGUCCCAGACCCGAAACAGAGACUGAAAAUGAUGAUGCUGUCAGCGCAUGACACCACUGUAGCUGCUCUUCUGGCCAGUUUGGAUGUGUUCAAUGGAAUACAGCCGCCAUAUGCCUCCUGUCAAAUAUUUGAGCUGUACAGGGACAAUGGCUCUGUUUCAGUGUCGAUGUUCUACCGGAAUGACAGUGCAGUGGAGCCGUACCCUCUGCAGUUACCAGGCUGCUCCCUUGACUGCCCCCUAGAUGACUUUGUGAGAAUUACAAAGCUCUCUAUUUCAGAAGACAGGGACAAAGAGUGUCAAGUGCAUUCCGAAGGGAGAGAUAAAGAAGUGAUCAUCAGUCUGGCAGUGUCGGGCAGUCUGCUCUUCUUCCUCAUCGUCGUCCUCCUUGGCGUUCUUUGUUGGCAGAAGGAGCCAAUUGCCAAACGGGGAUACCAACAUGUGGCCAACCAGGAAGUCGUAGAGGAAUCCUGACAGAAGCACAAACUCCUCCCUAGGAGAUCGACAAGCCCGGCAUCUUGGGACAGCAGCGAUGACGAUGAACUUUGAACUCCAGAGGUACCUUCUUGAUGGUGUCAUCAACACAUUUGGGUCGGAACCCACAACGAUUAGGUUUUUUCCUUCUUUUUUUUUCUUUUUUUAUUAAAUGGUGAGUUGUUGUCCAAAAUGACCCUGUCUCUGUUGGGUCAGAAAGAAGAAUUUAUGUAAUUAAUUUUUUUAUUUUUAAGAUUUUAGAGAAGCACAGCUUUUAAAAACAGCUUUUGUUUCUUCAACACUCUAAAUUAACAUGAGUGAGACUUUGUUGGAGGGACCAGGAUUGAUUUCUACAUCAAGAAAACAUAGCGGGGAAAACAUUUUGUCAGCUAAAGUAACUGCUGUGUGUGCUCCCAAUGUGGUCUGGUCGGAUCAGCCAAAUUAUUUCACGAUCUUAACAAAUGUGUCCCAGAUUUCUGCUUGGAAAAAGACUGCUCAUCUUAUAGUUUUUUUUUUUUUUAUUUUUUUUUUUUUUAAAAGAUGUAAAGGAAUUUUAUGAUUUUCUUUAGACAGAGACAUAGAGAGAAGAAGAGCGAGACAGGGGAAGACAAGCAGCAAAGGGCCAAAGGCUGGACUCAAACCCAGGCCGCUGCAGUUAGGACUGAGCCUUAAUGGUACGCACCCUACCCGGUAGGCUACCAGGGCACCCCCAGUCCGUGUCUUUAUGUGUUUUGGAACUUGAAUGGCUGCAGAAAAGUUUAGAAAGUCAAUGCAAAAGUAGUGACAUAGUUUUGAUUUUACAUAAUGUAAUGGUCUGGAAACGUGAUGGGAAAUGGUAAGGUCUUGGUAAUGUCAUUGCAAAAUCUUAUUUUUUUAGUGUUUUGCAUUAUGCUUAUCUUCCUGGCUCUGAUUGUUUGUAUUUUUUAAACAGCAACCAUAGGUCUUUAACUGAUUUAGAAAAGGCAUAAGAUUAAUUCAAACUUAAUUAGCUAAAAAUGUUUUAAUAUUGAAUCCCAGUCCAGACGUUUCCACAAGUUCUGUUAAAAAAAGAAAAGAUGUGUGUGUCUGUUUGUGUGCAGGGGUAUUCACCAUGUGUUGGCUCAUCUGUGGUCUCGUCCAUGUACAGUAUGUGUGUGCACGUUGACUCGUAGGCCUAAUUACCGAGAUGCCUUAACCAUUAUUAAUAUGGGGUGUUUUAAUUUUGUUCUGAUGUAUCCCAUUUUUUUAGGAUUUCAAGUUUUUGAAAUUAAUUUCUUCAAAAAAAGUUUGUUUGAUUUAUCAAAGGAGCAGCAGGGUGGUGUUGAAUUUUGAAAAUGUCUCUCAGAGAGCUGGCCUAAGCCUUGUGAGAGACAUUAAGCAUCCACCCCCAAGUGUCCUUUAGCAAAAUGGCAAAUCAAAGCAAAAUAAUGACUCUCUUUUGGGUGACAACGAGAAUCUAAUCAGUUUGCGAUCAUAUAAACCAGCUUCUUACAGAUGGAGCUUACAGCAGAACAGAGCAAAAUAUAAACUCAUGAACUUUGAAAACACUGGAAACUUUUACCUUAGUGUGCUUUUAAAAUCUGGCUGCCUUUUUAAAAAGACAGUUUUGAAUUAUUUAAAAAAAAAAAACCUGUUUUGUCUUUGAACCAAUCAUUCAAAAUGCAGAACAUGUAUAUGGGAUGCUUUAACUUAAGAGAUAUUAUUAAAACCACAGGCUGUACCUAAAACUUUAAGCUCAGGCAAUUUUGGAAAAGACACCCAGGGUUUUAUACAGCAGGGGAUGGACGUUUAUUUGCUCGCCUUGGGUCUUUGGUUGGGUUGUUGUUAAUAUCUAAUAUAGCCUGACCAGGAUCUUGCUUUUCUUCAAGUCAGGGUUCUGGACAUUAUUUGCACAUAAUCUUUAAAAUAAUCAUUCUUUGUUGUUGCCUCAAACAUGGAGAACACACCUUUGCUAAAAAAAUUCAAAACACUUACACUCACAAUUACAAUAUACACACAAUUAAGGUUAUUUUAUCAGGAUUUCAAUUUGUUUUCAUGUUGUGUGAAAUUAUUCAGACUUUGAGAAUGUGUUGAUUGUAAAUGUAUUUUUUUUUCUUUUUUUUUAACAAAUAAAUGAUCAAUCAAU
Perca fluviatilis (European perch) is the source of this 3485-nucleotide messenger RNA. RefSeq names its product acid phosphatase 2, lysosomal (gene acp2). Gene Ontology annotation, cellular component: lysosome. Gene Ontology annotation, molecular function: acid phosphatase activity. Gene Ontology annotation, biological process: lysosome organization; dephosphorylation. Bases 119 to 1381 code for a protein of 420 amino acids. Lineage: Eukaryota; Metazoa; Chordata; Actinopteri; Perciformes; Percidae. The transcript is spliced from 13 exons. The record is from RefSeq and is a predicted model, not a curated record.